Lucilia cuprina (Australian sheep blowfly) is the source of this 2359-nucleotide messenger RNA. It is a transcript of the gene eas, whose product is annotated as ethanolamine kinase. NCBI's taxonomy places the organism in Eukaryota, Metazoa, Arthropoda, Insecta, Diptera, Calliphoridae. Bases 749 to 2251 code for a protein of 500 amino acids. Gene Ontology annotation, cellular component: cytoplasm. Gene Ontology annotation, molecular function: ethanolamine kinase activity. Gene Ontology annotation, biological process: phosphatidylethanolamine biosynthetic process. The record is from RefSeq and is a predicted model, not a curated record. The transcript has 4 exons.
UUUGAAAAAGUAUUUCGACGAAAAUUGACGUGUUUCGGCAAUAUUUUGCAAAAUAUCGUGUUUUACCGCAUUUAUUUCAGAUAACAUAAAAUACAUAAAUGCUAAAAUAAUUUAACUAAUUUUUCUUAACAAAUCGUACCUAUUUACUAAAAAACAUUUUUAGAACAUACAAUAAAUUCGUAACUUAAUUGUUAAAAGAAAUCAAAAGAAAAUAACAACAACAAAAAAAGGAAUAAAUACAAAGGCCACAUAAUUUUACUACCACACAAUUAUUACGUGAAAAAUCGAUAAAAAUAGAUUUUAGAAACAAAAUAUUUUUGUUGAUAACUUUGUUAAUGUUUGUGUGAGUGUACCUAUAGUUAGUGGAAAGCUUUAAUAUACAAAAAAUCUAACAAAAAACAUCUACAAAAAGAAUAAAUAUAAAAGUUUAAAUCAAAAACUCUGCGCGAUUAUUGCGUUUAAAAAAAUAUUUGUGAGUCCGUUUGUUUCUUGUGUUUGAACUUGGUUGUUGGUUCUAUUGUUUACUUCCUCGUUUGGUGAGAAAUUUGUAAUUGUAGCUACACCUUAAAAGGAAUCAAGAUUUUGACGUAAACAAACUAUAUUUUUAUUGAAUUGACUACAGUCUACUAAUUCAAAUUCAUUCAAACAUUUACAAACUUAAUAGAAAAGUAUCAACACAAUAAAUCUUUGAAUCAAUUAUCUUUAAAAAUUCUUUCCAUUGAUUUUGUUAUAAGUUUGGAUCAAUAGUAUGGGCACAGAAACCAAAAUAAAUUGUUAUACUGAGAACACUGCUACUGGUAUUAACCGUGUUCCAAAUAUUGUGAAGCUUUCUUCUGCAACUACUUUUAACAAUUGUGUGAAUAAUGGCAAAUGUUCAUCGACAAACAUUGUAACGUCUGUCUCAAAUAGUACUUCAGCUCAGCCUCUCCCAUCAUCGUCACAAAUUGCAGCAGGAACCUCAGUGCCAUUUGUGCCAAUACACAUCGAUGAAAAUGCCGUUAUUGAAGGCGCUAAAGAAAUCUUAAAAGUAAUACGACCAACAUGGGAUCUUAAUUUUGUUCAAUUCAAGAAAUUUACGGAUGGUAUUACUAAUAAGUUAGUGGGUUGUUUUUAUAAUCCUCCCAGCGAUUAUCACAUUUCUUCCAUUACAAACAACCUUCAUAAUACGAAAAUCAACGAAAGUGAUCUUUCAUAUUCAGAUGUUCUGUCGCAAAGUUCAAAUACGAACGUUACCGCAGAGAGCACAGCUGAUGAUAACAAUGACUCCGGAAAUCUUAGCGAUGCUGACGCCGAUACUGACCCAGAAUCUGCAAUGUCAACAAACACAAACAUGACGACAACAAAUGAAGCUCCGCCUACCAAAAACGUAGUACUCGUUAGAGUAUAUGGCAACAAAACAGACCUACUUAUAGAUCGCAAGGCCGAAACCCGAAAUAUUAUACUUUUGCACUCAUAUGGAUUUGCACCGAGCCUUUAUGCAACUUUCAAAAAUGGGUUGGUUUAUGAUUUUGUACCUGGUGUAACUCUCAAUCCCGAGAGUGUUCUUCGACCAGAAGUGUGGUCGUUGGUGGCUCAACGUAUGGCUAACAUGCAUAGAUUGGUUAAGCCAACAUGGAACCACGAUGUCAAGCCUGUGCCAAUGCUGUGGAAAAAAACACAAAGUUUCUUUGAUUUAGUACCUGUUAAAUUCACUGAUGCCAACAAACAUAAAAGACUUGAAGGCACAUUUUUACCUAUUACACGAAUGCGUAAGGAAUUCUCUGAACUUUACAAACGCUUGGAAGCUUUGGGAUCACCUUUAGUAUUUACGCAUAACGAUUUAUUGCUGGGCAAUGUUAUCUAUACUGAAUCAUCUCAAACUGUGACAUUUAUCGAUUAUGAAUAUGCGGACUACAACUAUCAGGCCUUUGAUAUUGGAAAUCAUUUUACUGAAUUUGCAGGUGUUGACACCGUCGACUACACCCGUUACCCUAGUCGAGAUUUCCAAAUGAAAUGGCUGAGAGUCUAUUUACAAACAUAUCUACAGAAAUCACAAAUCAGUGAUGCCGAAGUAGAGGUAUUAUAUGUGCAGGUGAAUCAAUUUGCAUUAGCUGCUCAUUUCUUCUGGGUCAUAUGGUGUCUAAUUCAAGCCGAACAUUCCACAAUUGAUUUUGAUUACGUUGAAUAUGCUUUUAUACGUUAUAAUGAAUAUUUAGCUAGAAAGGAUGAAUUUCUGGCAUUGGAUGCAAAUCUACCAAAAUGUAAAAUCUAACAAUUGACAUGAAUCCUUAAACUUUGAUAUAAUUUUAGUGGUGCUGUGGUAAUUCCCUGCUUCUUUCUACCAGUUCCCCGAAAGCUGCUCUUGAAAUCAGCAAAUAAA